Ochotona curzoniae (black-lipped pika) is the source of this 3685-nucleotide messenger RNA. RefSeq names its product HPS1 biogenesis of lysosomal organelles complex 3 subunit 1 (gene HPS1). Lineage: Eukaryota; Metazoa; Chordata; Mammalia; Lagomorpha; Ochotonidae. Gene Ontology annotation, cellular component: BLOC-3 complex. Bases 1094 to 3205 code for a protein of 703 amino acids. The record is from RefSeq and is a predicted model, not a curated record. Gene Ontology annotation, biological process: vesicle-mediated transport; melanosome assembly. The transcript is spliced from 19 exons. Gene Ontology annotation, molecular function: guanyl-nucleotide exchange factor activity.
GAACUGCUAAUCCUUAGGGCUCAGACCGGGCUUGGGGAGGGUGGGAGCCAGACCCCGAGGCCUCCGGGGCAGCGGCCGGCAGGGAGGGGACCGCCUGCCCUCCCGGUGGUGAAGAUAGGCCCUCGGUGGGAGCGGUUCCUCAGGGUGGCCGGUGCCACCUGCAGCUUCCUUUGCCCCUAAGAGUCCCCUGAGUGCCCCCUUUGAAGCAGGGUGGGGUACAGCAGGGAAAUCACGAGAAGCCACCUGCCAAGUUCUGCUUACAGCAGCCUAGGAAGGGAAAGUAGAGCCGUCGGUGCGCUGCAAAGCAUGCCUGCCCUGGCGGAGCUCAGGGGUGCUGGGCCCCUCCAGCUUCCCCGUGCUGAGUCACUGGCAGCUUAACAAGCUCGCUCUGCAAGCCUCCCUCAUUCAGCGUCUUCCAGUUCCUUGCAUUUCCCCCUAUAGGAACGGAUCUGAAAUCAGUUUAUUUAAAAAGAGGUGGAGAAGUAAGGACCAUGACCCCUCCACCCCCCACAUCUGCACAGGGUGGCAUGGAGGGGGCUUCAGAGAAUUGGUGGGAUAGUGGAAUUAGAGGACAAGGCGUGUUUUGCCCUAGGCUUUUGAAGGCCCCUGCUAAAGGAAGCCGGUUGGCUAAGGUUACUUACCAACCAGCCUGGCUACUUACCAAACAUCCGGUGGCUUUGGAGGGGGCUGGAUGGAGAGCUGGGGCUCACCCCUCCAUUUCCCAGCAGCAUUGGAAGCUGCGGGAGGUUUAAGUGGCCUGGCCAGCCCUAUUCUGUUAGAGUUUAGUGCAUAGCCCAGGAGGUGCUGUGCGCAGGACAGAGGGGAUAGGACCUGCUCUGCACCGAGGGGCUCCCAGCACCCCUGGAGAGAGGCAGAGGGACAGAGAAACGGACUGUCCCGAGCAGACUGACCACCCGAGGCCCCUCAGGAGCCCUGUGUCGCUCAGGCCUCUGCUCUGUGCCCAGGGACGGGGGCAGGCUGAGCUCUCGCACGAACCACUGACCGCAUCUGUCUGCCGCAGCCUGCGCUGACCCUCUGGCUGCCUGGAAGCGUCCCUGUGCUCCUCGAUAAGGCCCCUGCUUCUUCCUGGCAGAUGAAGUGCGUCCUGGUGGCCACUGAGGGCGCCGAGGUCCUCUUCUACUGGACAGACAAGGAGUUUGAAGAGAGUCUCCGGCUGAAGUUCAAGCAGUCAGAGAAUGAGGAAGAAGAGCUCCCCGCACUGGAGGACCAGCUCAGCAUGCUGCUGGCCCCUGUCAUCAUCUCCUCCAUGACGAUGCUAGAGAAGCUCUCGGACACCUACACCUGCUUCUCAACGCAGAAUGGCGACCACCUGUAUGUCCUUCACCUGUUUGGUGAAUGCCUGUUCAUCGCCAUCAAUGGAGACCACACAGAGAGUGAGGACGACCUGCGGCGCAAGCUAUGCGUGCUCAAAUACCUGUUCGAGGUACACUUCGGGCUGGUCACCGUGGACAGCCAGCUCAUCCGGAAGGAACUGCGGCCCCCGGACCUGGAGCAGCGAGUGCAGGUGUGGAAGCAUUUCCAAAGUCUGCUGUGGACCUACGGCCGCCUGCGGGAGCAGGAGCAAUGCUUUGCUGUGGAGGCUGUGGAGCGGCUGAUUCACCCUCAGCUCUGUGAGCUGUGCAUUGAGGCGCUGGAGCGGCACUGCGUCCAGGCCGUCAACAGCAGCCCCGAGCGGGCCGGUGAGGAAGCCCUGCAUGCCUUCCUGCUUGUGCACUCCAAGCUGCUGGCCUUCUACUCCAGCCACGGUGCCAGCUCCCUGCGCCCGGCCGACCUGCUUGCCCUCAUCCUCCUGGUUCAGGACCUGUACCCGAGCGAGAGCACAGCGGAGGAUGACAGUGACACUCAGCCUUCCCCACGGAGACCCCAGAGCAGCCAAACCCUCCCCGUGCAGCAGGCCUGGCGCCCUUUCCCUGCAGGCACACGCGGGAACAGUUCCGUGGAAACAGAGGACACAGACAGCCUUUCCCUCCUAGAGGAGUACUUCACGCCGGCUCCAUCCCCCGGGGAACAGAGCUCAGGGAGCACUGUCUGGCUGGAGGGGGGCACCCCACCCACCGAUGCUCCACAGAUAGCUGAGGACACCCUUGAGACACUGGUUCCUCCUUCCCCAACACCCUCAGGCCCCAGAAGAAUCUUCCUAGAUGCCAACGUGAAAGACAACUACUGCCCCUUGGUGCCCCAUACCAUGUACUGCCUGCCCCUGUGGCCCGGUGUCAACAUGGUGCUCUUGACCAAGAGCCCCAGCACACCUCUGGCCCUGGUGCUGUACCAGCUGCUGGACGGCUUUUCCCUGCUGGAGAAGAAGCUGAAGGAGGGCCAGGAGGCCGGCAGUGCACUGCGGUCCCAGCCGCUCAUGGGAGAGCUACGUCAGAGAAUGGACAAGUUUGUCAAGAGUCGAAGUGGACAGGAGAUGCAGAGCACCUGGUUGGAGUUCAAGACCAAGGCCUUCUCCAGAACUGAGCCAGCAACAUCAUGGGAGCUGCUCCAGGCAUGCGGGAAGGUGAAGCGACAGCUGUGUACCAUCUACCGCCUCAGCUUCCUGAACACAGCACCAGACAGGGGUGGCCCCCAGCUGCCGCAGCACUUGCAGGACCAGGCCCAGAAGCUCCUACAGGAGAAGCUGAGCGACUGGAAGGACUUUCUGCUGGUGAAAAGCAGGAGAAACGUCACCAUGGUGUCCUACCUGGAAGACUUCCCAGGCUUGGUGCACUUCAUCUACGUAGACCGCACCACUGGGCACAUGGUGGCGCCGUCCCUCAGCAGCAGUGACAAGACGUCCUCAGAGCUGGGCAAGGGGCCCCUGGCUGCCUUCAUCAAAACCAAGGUCUGGGCUCUGAUCCGGCUGGCGCGCAGGUAUCUGCAGAAGGGCUACACCACACUGCUGUUCCAGGAGGGGGACUUCUACUGCUCCUACUUCCUGUGGUUCGAGAAUGACAUGGGGUACAAGCUGCAGAUAAUUGAGGUGCCCGUCCUCUCUGACGAUGUGAUCCCCAUUGGCAUGCUGGGAGGCAACUACUACAGGAAGCUGCUGCGCUACUACAGCAAGAACCACCCAGCCGAGGCCGUAAGGUGCUACGAGCUGCUGGCCCUGCACCUGUCAGUCAUCCCCACGGACCUGCUGGUGCAGCAGGCCAGCCAGCUGGCCCGACGCCUGGGGGAAUCCUCCCGUGUCCUCCUGCCCUAGUCCCACUCUAUGCCGGUGGCACAGUCCACCUGUACACCUGCCAGCAGUCCACCUGUGCUUGCCAGUGUUCACCACAGCAUGAACCUGUUCCUGGCCAUGGUGGCAUCUUGAGUGGAGGUCAAGGCCACAGGCUUCCUUGAACUCCACCUGGACCACCAGGAGGACCCUUCAGCCCUUCCCUCUGGAGGGAAGGUCAAGAUGUGGGUUUUCAGUUAUCGCCCUCUGAAAAUAGUGGCUGUGGCCAUGGGCCGUGAGGAGAAUGGAGGGGAGUCCCCAGUGCGGAACCCCUCCAUUUACACUGUUACCUGAGCAGAGGAAGCUGCUUCAAGUCCCAGGCACAGGGUUCUCGUUGGCAAGGCUCCAGUUCCAGCUGUGCCACCACCUCAUUGAGCUCUGGGCAAAUUUCUGAGGCUUUGCAUCUGCUCCCCGACACUUAGAGGAUUGUCAAGUGUUUGUUCAGUGCUUGAUAAAUGUUAUUGU